Messenger RNA from [Torrubiella] hemipterigena, 2098 nucleotides. The record is from the annotation of a GenBank genome assembly. NCBI's taxonomy places the organism in Eukaryota, Fungi, Ascomycota, Sordariomycetes, Hypocreales, Clavicipitaceae.
GCCAGCAACCCCGAGACCUCUUUGCAAUCUCUAUUUCCUUUCUUUUCAAUCCUAAAAGGUGUUUCUACGCUCGUGGGCUUUGCCAAUCCCUUGAAAGUUAGAGACACGGCUACGAGCAGCAAGACUUCGACCACAUCUAUUCACAUCUCCCCGCACUACCACCCCGCCAUCAUGGGUCCGCCGAAAGUUUUACUGCAACUACUGUGUGCUGCCGGAGCGGCCAUGGCGCAAGCCAGCGUCAGUGACAAUGAACAGGUCUGGGUUGCCGUUGUCUUUGUUAAUCAUGGAGAGUCGACUCCAGCUCUCGUCGGUUCUUCGAGAAUUCUGACGCCUACGGGAGCCCAGCAGAUGCAAGCACAGGGUGACUUGUUCCGCAAACGAUACAUAACUUCCGGUGAUGGAGCCAACUCCAGUGCAACAGUCAUUCCCGAUAUGUCUAAGGUUGCCAUCGACAAUACUCAAGUUGGUGUAUCAUCUCUCAGCAAUAGUUGGGUCUCUGCGGGGGCAACCGCCUUCUUACAAGGUCUAUAUCCUCCGUCGUCUGGCGCCAUAGCGUCACCCGGCGGCAUUGACUUGGGUCACAAUCUUGCAGUGGCUGGCAACACAACCUCUUACCCUCUCAAUGGUUACCAAUAUCCUAACAUUAAGACAUAUGGCCUUGGAGAUGCAGGCUCCAUCUCCAUCGACGGAACCGAAAACUGCGCCGCCUGGCAAAACACCAUUAUUAAAAACGUCUCAGAUACUCUGAAGGGCUCUGGGGACUUGGACAAAAAGAACAAGUUCUACACAGAUCUCUUUUCGACAGCGCCUUUGCAAGGUACUCUGCCAAUCCAAGACGCGACAUAUUUAAAGGCACUCGAAAUAUUUGACUUUGUCAAGUACCAAUACUCAUACAACAAGACCGUACACGAUUCUCUCAAAGAUGCCGAUGCCACACUACAGACAUUGCAGACAAACGCCCACGAGUUCGAGCUACUUCAAGUCGAUGACUCCCGAGGCGGAACGGACGAUAUUUCUACGCUACACAACAUUCCCGGCCGAACAUUGAUACAGCAAAUCUCAAUUCAACUCUCCGACGUUGUCAAUAAUCAGUCGUCCGGCCGAAAACUAAAUUUCAUAUUUGGAUCUUCGCUUCCCAUGGCAUCCUUCUUCAGCAUUGCUGGCCUGUUGACUCGUCAAACUGAUUCCACACCUAUCGGGAGCUUCACUCGGCCCGGAGCCGCCAUUAUAUUCGAACUGGUUGGUAACAGUACGCAAGGCUCGAAGAGUAUGCCUUCUCCAGACCGCCUAAACCUCCGCUUCAGCUACCGUCCAGGAACGGGUGCCAAUGAUUCCAUCAGCGCCUAUCCGCUGUUUGGUUCCCCAGGAAACACAAUGCCAUAUGCUGCAUUCACCACCAAUGCCAAAAAGCUUGGAAAGAACUCUUCAGACUGGUGCCAGUUGUGCGGUUCUGCGCAAGGCAACCUUUUCUGUGGUGGCAACCAGGCCGGCAGUGCUCAGAUCACACCGUCUAACGGCGGUAUGAGCCCAGCUGUUUCAGGCAUUAUCGGUGCAAUUAUUAUGCUUGCCAUUACAGGACUCGCUGCUCUGGCGCUAUUCUUCUUGGGUGGCUUCCGCAUCAACCGUGCCCGCAAUGGCGAGAGAAGCAGCAAGUCAGGUGGCUUCAAGGGCGCUGAGAAGAUGGCUAGCGACACCGACGUCCGUCUUGGCAACCGUGGUACCCAAGAGGAGCGCAUUGGAAGCUGGGAAAUGGGUGGGCACGCGAACCAAAGCGAGUCGCAUGAUAUGGGCAUUGUGACAUCAGACUUCCUAAGAGCCGAUAGAAGACAUGAUGAUGAUGGUGCCAGUAGCAUUAACCAUGCUACGGCUGUUCAUGCUAGAGAGAGUGUUUAGCGAGUUUAGCCCAUUUGUUAUACCGGAACGAAUAUUGGAAACAUGCAUAUUGCCGAUAUGGACGCAGGAGUCUUGACUCGAUUUGCCAACAAGCUCAGGAGGGUUUGGUUGGCGGCAAAGACAUGAAGGCAUGAAUUUGAAUGAGAUUAAAUUUAGAUGCGUAUAGAAUUAAUGGUUCAGGAUUAUUAUAUUAUUCUUUUAGUUU